Aegilops tauschii subsp. strangulata is the source of this 540-nucleotide messenger RNA. Its product is annotated as MADS-box transcription factor 25-like. Gene Ontology annotation, cellular component: nucleus. NCBI's taxonomy places the organism in Eukaryota, Viridiplantae, Streptophyta, Magnoliopsida, Poales, Poaceae. Gene Ontology annotation, molecular function: RNA polymerase II transcription regulatory region sequence-specific DNA binding; DNA-binding transcription factor activity; protein dimerization activity. Gene Ontology annotation, biological process: positive regulation of transcription by RNA polymerase II. The record is from RefSeq and is a predicted model, not a curated record.
AUGGUGAGGGGCAAGAUUGUGAUUAGGAGGAUUGAGAACAUGAGCAGAAGGCCGGUCACAUUCUCCAAGCGGCGUCAUGGCCUGCUGAAGAAAGCACGUGAGCUGGCCAUCCUCUGUGAUGUCGAGGUCGGCGUCAUUGUCUUCUCCACCGGUCACCUCUACGAGUAUGCCAACUCCACCGCCGCCACCAGCAUGGGCACGACCAUGCCUUCCAUCAUUCAAAACUACCAAUCUGCACAAGAGCAACAUCAGCUGCUGAAUCCAGUGUCACAAGUCAUGUUUUGGCAAGAGGAAGUCAGGAAAUUACAGGAGGAAAUGCAGAUGCUUGAAGAACAUCAUAGGUACAAGUCCUUAGAAGCUAAUAUGGGGGAGAGAUUAUCAAACUUAGCAGUCACAAACAUAUGUUUAAUGGAAAAUCAGCUGGAGAAGAGCUUACACCGUAUUAGAGAAAAGAAGGUAGCUGAGCUCGCUCUGUUUGUUCUUAUUUAUGCUAAUCAUUGUACCCUCUUCCAUAAUCACGACACUAACAUUGUUUUUUAG